UUUUUUUUUUUCCCUGGAUUACACCUUCAGAACCUUAUUUCAAGAUCAUCACUACUACCAAGACUCUCAACCAUGACCGUUAGCCCGAACCGCUCGAUCGCCAUCAUCGGCGUGGGAUCGACCAUGUCCCGCUCACUUGCCCUUUGGCUCGCAAGUGUUGGAUGGAACAUUGCCCUCGUGUCUCGCUCUGAGAAUAGCCUGUCUAAAAUCGCCGACGAGGUCAAAGCCGCCCAGACAAACGCGGACGCCAAAGUGAUCUACCGUACCGCUGAUGCGGGCAACCCCGACAGCUUGACAAGCACCCUGGAUUGGUGUGCCCAGCAGUUUAGUGGCAAGCUGGAUGUUUUGAACUACAAUGCCGCCCGUGUCGCCCCUUCGCACAUCACUUCAGUCACUCCAGAGGAGCUGAACCUCGACCUCCAAGUCUCUGCAGUGGGUACCCUUGUCGCAGGCCAAUGGUUCACCCGCAACGCCAACACCGACAAUAUCCCCAAGGGUGAGUGGCCGCUCUUCUUGGUCACCGGCGGCACGCUCGACAGAGAGCCGCAGAUCGCCUGCUCUUCAUUGUGUGCUGCCAAGGCCGCAUCACAAACUCUCAGCCGUCUCUUUGCCCAGGCGCUUCCACAGGAGGCUCAGAUUGUGGUCGGCAUGCCGCUGAUCCGCGCACGCAUUGUUGACCCGGAAACUGGUGGCUACACCGAGGGCUACCAUCCCGAUACUAUCAUCCAAACGGUGUUCAAGCCAUUCUUUGAGGACCGCGAGAAGCUACAGGGUGGAGUGGACAACUGGACCGUGGAGCGUGUUAUGUAAUUACAACAGCAACUAUGCCGGGAUAAGUAAAGUACGGCGAUGAUUAACGACCAUCGGGCAAAGGCAUGAUUUACUCGAAGUCUGUUCACUGCAAGUCAUUUUCUUCACAUUUAUGGUUUUUAAGAAGUCUCCAAGCGGAAGGACAAAGCAUUGGAAUUUAUGCCUCUUAUACUAUGCCUCAAAUAGUCUAUAUAUACAUGUCAGG
Molecule: messenger RNA, 1015 nt
Organism: Aspergillus vadensis CBS 113365
Lineage: Eukaryota; Fungi; Ascomycota; Eurotiomycetes; Eurotiales; Aspergillaceae
Product: NAD(P)-binding protein
Exons: 1
Coding region: 73-810 (245 amino acids)
Source: RefSeq, a predicted model, not a curated record